Molecule: messenger RNA, 3384 nt
Organism: Ahaetulla prasina
Lineage: Eukaryota; Metazoa; Chordata; Lepidosauria; Squamata; Colubridae
Gene: CCDC40
Product: coiled-coil domain containing 40
Exons: 20
Coding region: 70-3381 (1103 amino acids)
Biological process (GO): heart looping; epithelial cilium movement involved in determination of left/right asymmetry; axoneme assembly
Cellular component (GO): cilium; cytoplasm
Source: RefSeq, a predicted model, not a curated record
CAGGGCGGGGUAGCGAGGAAAAGGAAGCCCGAGGACUGUUGAUAGCGUCGCCUAGCAACGGAAGACAGCAUGGAGCCGAGUGCGGGUGAUGAAUCGGAGAGUAGACAAAUUUCAGAAGAAGAAAAUAAAGAAGAUAAGAAAGAAGAUAAGAAAGAAGAUGCAGAAGAUAAAGGGCCAGAAGACAAAAAUGCAACAGAGGAAGGAGCAGCUACUACUCCCUUGAUAACCACAGAAGAAGCAAGAGGAGUUCCUCCUACACUGGCUAUGGAAGAGGGAACAAUUAGUGGCGUGGAGGCCACUGAGGAAGGAGAGGGAAGUGCUGCCAUGAUAACCAAAGAGGAAGCAACAAAAGAUAGUCUCAUUGUGGCCAAAGAAAAAAUAACAGGCAGUGUAUCCAUGGUAUCCAUAGAAGGAAGGGCAAAGAGUGCUCUUAUAACAACCUCUGAGGAGAAAUUCUCAGGACCGACGGAUAUGUCAAGUAUGUCAUUGCUUGAUGUUUCUGGAGAGAAAAGUAUGGAGAGUGCUCUUUCUAGUGAAGUAACAAUCUCUUUGCCGUCUUCUGGAGUCAGCAGUGGAAAAUCUGAAUUUCCAAUGCACGUGGACCUCUCUGCAAUGUCAGAGGUCACUCGAUCAACCGUUUUCCCUUCCCAUCUUGAUUCUGCUGUUCAGCAGAUGGCUUCUGAAGUUAGUAGGCUUGGCGCCACAGAACAGUCGGAUGGAGAAGUUAUGGCACGUUACACUAGGCAGGAACUGGGCAUCGAAGAGGCAGGGGAAGAAAUUCAGCUGGUUGUGUUAGAUCCAAAUCACCCCUUAAUGAAAAGAUUCCAGUCUGCUUUGAAGACCUAUCUCAACAAACAAAAAGGAAAGCUUACUGAUGAAAUGCAAGAGUUGACAGUAGCCAUAAAGAGUGGAAAAACGCAAAGAGAAGAACUUGGUGUGCUCCUGUAUGGCUUUCAGCAGCAUUUGGCCCGGCUGCAGAUGGAACUAGAGAAGAACCACAAUUGCCAUUCUCAGAUUGCCAUGGCACGGCGACAGCUAGAGGAGGAGUUGCAUGACCUUAGAGAUGCAUAUAAGAAGACAUUCCACAGCACCCAGGUUGAACGGAAAAGAGUUUCAUCAGUUCAGAUGGAGAUUGAAAAUCUGUCCCUGCGCCUUUUCUACAUGCAGAACAUGGACCAAGAUGUCCGUGAUGAUAUAGCUGUAAUGAAGAGAACUGUAAAAAAGGCUGAAGUGGAGAGGAUGUAUGCAGAAGUGGAAAAACAAAAGCAGGACCUUCAUGUCGACCGCUUAACAAGAAGAGCUAAUGAACUAGAAGAACAGAUUGCUCUUUAUGAUGCACAGUACAUGGCUCAGGCAGAAGAUACCAGGAUCACACGGCAAGAAGUGGGAGAGGCGAGUAUAGAGAUCCAAGCUAUUAACUUGGAGAAAAAGCAACUAAUGCAUCAAUGGACUGUCAGUUUGACUGGGAUGAAGCGCCGUGAUGAGGCAUACGCUGCCAUGCAAGAAGCAUUAAGAGAUUCCAGACAUAAACUCAAAUCUUUGGAGGCUGAAAUUGAGGUCUAUAAGAAGUCUAUCACCAAGGAGGAAGAGAGGAAUGAAUUGUUGGCUUCUAUCCUGAACCGUUCAGAGAACGAUGCCAACACAAGCAGAAAGCUGAUAGCACAGAACUUGUCUAAACAAGAUGCCAUGAAAGUGGAAUUUGGCACUUACACCCGUACCCUUCAGGAGACAGAGCAGGCCCUCAAUAGGACAUCUGCAGAUCGAGCCGCUCGCAUGAAUGAAUUGGUGAUUCUUCGUAGAGAACUCGAGAAAGGAUCACAAACCAAGCAGGAUAACGAAAAUGAGAUUAUGGCCCAGUUGCAAGAACAGAUGAUAUCAAAUAAAGCAGCAAAAUAUUUUUUACAACUAAGAGCUAAACUUCAGAACACAAUGUUGACUUUGGAUGCACAGCUUACCAAACUUGAAAAUGAAACGGCUCAAACCUCAUUGGACAUAACAAAUACAAAUAAUAGGCUGAACAUGUUUCAGAAGACUCUUUCAGAACUGGACAAGGAAUUGGAUGAGCUAAACAGCGAGAUCAGUCAUAGCGAGACUGAGAUUGCUAAACGUAACCUCCUGAUUGGACGCAAGCAGGGUGCCAUCAACUUGUACAAUAAGAAAUUGGAAAUGAUGAUUUCUCAACUUGGGGGACAAGAAUUGGGGCCUUUGGAAAUUGAAAUUAAAAAACUCACCAAACAAAUAGAUGAAAUGGAAUGGGAGGUAGUGAAGCUCCAAAGACAUUGGAUGAAGCAACAGAGGGAAUUAGUGAAGCUUACUCAACAGCGAGAAGAGCAGCUGGUUUCCUUAGAUAUGCUAAAGAAAGAGAUCACAAUCAAGGAGCAAAAGAAAGUACGCAUUGAGAAUGAUAUCCAGCAGGAGAAAAAUGAACUAAAGGAUAUUGAGCGACACAUGAAGAAUAUGUCUAAUGAUCUGGUGAAGCUGCAUUUAUUGAUCAAUAAGAAUAGUGAGAAUUCUAAUGAGUUACAGCAAGGAAACACCAUCAUGGAAAAUGAAUUUGUGCGCUCCCUCAAGAUAUCAGAGAGAGAAUCAAUUGAGAUGCAAGAGAAACUGGACCGACUCCAUGAGGAAAAAGAGAGACUCAUCAACAGUCUAGUUGAGGCAGAAUGUCAGAUGAUGCAAUGGGAGAAGAAGAUUCAAAUAGCCAAAGAGAUGCGUGCUGCAGUGGACUCAGAAGCUGAGCAGACUGAGAUCAGAGCCAUGAAGGCAGAGAUUCACAGGAUGCAGGUAAGGUACCAACAGCUGAUGAAGCAGCAGGAGAAGUUAAUGAGAAAUAUGGAGGCAGCAGUUUCCCGCCGAGAAACAAUUGUGGUUCGUGCUGAGGGUCAGAGCAAAAUGAAUAAGCAAGUGCUGACAAAAGGUGACUUCUACUACAAGAAGUUGGAGCUUAAAAAAAAGAUCAAAGAGACCCAGAAGAAUGCUGAGGAAUGCAACAAAACCAUAAUUCAGCUUGAACGAUCACAGCAGAACCUCAAUUUUGCUAUUAUGGAGAAGGAGAGAAUACUUUCUGGGAUGAAUUUUGAAGCAGAAGAAUUUGAUGAAAAAAUUGAUCAGUUGCAAGCAAAGAAACGGCAGAAUCUUUCAGAUAUUGUGUCCAAUCAGACACGCGUGAAGCACAUGCAGGCCGUGAAGGAAGGGAACUACAGCCUACUAUGUCGUUCUGAGAUAAUGGCCCGUAUUGAACAACAUAAGGUGGAGGAGAGACUGCAUAUUCUUAACACCGUUCUCCAUCAGAUUGAACAAGAAUAUCCUUAUUAUCACAAGACAUUGCGCAGAAUUACCCAAGUAAUAACUCAGAAACUGGAAGAACUGAGUGCCCAGUAGCAA